This is a messenger RNA of Passer domesticus (house sparrow), 3922 nucleotides long. RefSeq names its product RAB21, member RAS oncogene family (gene RAB21). The record is from RefSeq and is a predicted model, not a curated record. Gene Ontology annotation, molecular function: GTPase activity; GTP binding. The transcript is spliced from 7 exons. Gene Ontology annotation, cellular component: endosome; Golgi apparatus. NCBI's taxonomy places the organism in Eukaryota, Metazoa, Chordata, Aves, Passeriformes, Passeridae. Bases 223 to 885 code for a protein of 220 amino acids. Gene Ontology annotation, biological process: Rab protein signal transduction.
GUGCGUGACGUAGGAGGAAGAAGCCGCCAUUAGGGGCAGCGGGGCCGCGGCCGCCGGGCAGGUUCGGUUGCCGUGUUCCUCUCCGGUCUCUGUCUCCGCGGCCUCGCCGGUGCCUCCCCUUCCCGCCGGCCCCUCUCCCCCGCGGGCCCUCGUCCCGGUGGGCGGCGGCGGCGCCGCGGUGCGGCCCGUUGAUGUGAGGCGCGGCUCGGCGGCGGGGCGCGGAUGGCGGCGGGGGCCGGCGCGGCGGCCGGGGGCCGCAGCUUCUCCUUCAAGGUGGUGCUGCUCGGGGAGGGCUGCGUGGGGAAAACCUCGCUGGUGCUGCGCUACUGCGAGAACAAGUUCAACGACAAGCACAUCACCACGCUGCAGGCAUCUUUUCUUACGAAGAAACUAAAUAUUGGUGGGAAAAGAGUAAACCUUGCAAUAUGGGAUACAGCUGGUCAAGAACGAUUUCACGCAUUGGGGCCUAUCUACUACAGGGACUCUAAUGGCGCUAUUCUAGUAUAUGAUAUAACAGAUGAAGACUCUUUUCAAAAGGUAAAAAACUGGGUUAAGGAAUUAAGAAAAAUGUUGGGAAAUGAAAUCUGUUUAUGUAUAGUAGGUAACAAAAUAGACUUGGAAAAAGAGAGACAUGUUUCAGUGCAAGAAGCAGAAAUGUAUGCUGAGUCUGUUGGAGCAAAACAUUAUCAUACGUCAGCUAAACAGAACAAAGGAAUUGAAGAACUGUUUCUUGACCUUUGCAAAAGAAUGAUAGAAACUGCUCAAGUGGAUGAAAGAGCAAGAGGCAAUGGCUCCAGUCAGUCGGGAAUAGCAAGGCGAGGUGUACAGAUCAUUGAUGAUGAGCCACAAGUACAGAGCAGUGGAGGGUGCUGUUCUUCUGGAUAAUUAUAAAACUGUGCAUCACUGCCCUCUCAAUAUGAAGACUGCCAUAUUCCAAGUCACACAUUCUUUACCAAUGGAGUAAUAGAAUUAACAGUAUUUAAAAAUAAUCACAUGUAACACUGCAGAGACCUUAAGUGCUAAACUAGUGGCGUCUGUGACCAGAGAAUUGGCGUUUUCUACAGUGGUUAACAAAGCAAUUACCAAUGGCCUUUUUACAUAUUUUUCUUUAAUAAGGAAUAAUAUGCAUGUAGAAAAGACCUACUUAAAGGCUUCAUUUAUAUUCUUUUAAAUCAGAUCAUUAUUUAAUAACUUAUAUACAUUGUUGUUGGAAUGGUAUACGUUUUUGCAGCUCUUUGUACUUUGUGGUAGAUGGAAUUGUAUCACUUCUAAAAUGCAAAUUGAUUUUUUUUAAAUUAGCAGAUAUCUGAAUUAAUAUUUUUGCAGGGCCUCCACAAGCCUAUAACUCAACUACUUUGAUAUAUUCUGUUCAUCUGUAUGCCAAGCUGAUAAAAUACAUUGUAAAUUACAUAUUAAAUAUUUUAUCUGCUUUUACAGUUGCAGGUGCAGAAAUAUGUACAUCAGUCUUGUCUGUGAUUGUGAAGUGAAUAAGUCAGUGAAAGAUGCAAGCUUUUCAUGUGCACUGUUAAAUUGCUCAUUCUAUUCCCCUACCUGAAAACAGCUUUGUUUUGGGUACAUCCAUAGCUACAGCAAUUCUUUAAUCCAUUUCUGGCAAGCAGCAGUAUUUAGAGUAUCCCCUUACUGGAAGAAAAUGCUUCUGUAAACUGCUGUUUAACAUUGAGGUUUGUUUGACUUGCAGCUAAAGCAGCUGGUGCAUGCACAUACCUUGCCUCUGCAGUUACUUUGUUCUCUCAGAAGAACCCCAGAAAGUCAAAGCAACUUCAGCCCUCAUCUAUCUGGUAGCCAGUAAACCAGAUGCAUGGGAAACUCUUUAGCUGCUCCAAUACAUUUGUUUCCAAAGACAGCAUUAUAAACUAUUCAUGAGCAUUUUUUUUUCCCUGUAGGGCUUGAGUGAACAAUUAAUUGGCAUUAACUAGAAUUUCUAAUUUGGAGUGAUUAAAUUGAAGAUGUGAAACUUGCCAGAUGUAGCUAUAACUAAGGGGACUUGAGGCAGAAUUGAACUUAUUCCCAACUUGCUCUUUCUCCUGUAAAGUGUUUUGAAAAAGCCCAUUUAAGUUUUAGGAGGAGGGUUUCAGAAAAAAAUGUGUAAACUACUAUCACAAAAGAACACAAGUGGUGGUAGCUGAAACUUCAAAAUAUUUUGUGCUCUGAUUUUUUUUUUUACUUAAGUUGUCAUGCUUGGAAAAACAGUAAAGGUGAUGUCUAUGACAAAGUAGAAUAUCCUUGGCCUUCCUUUUUCUGAAAGGUAGAUUUAGUAUUGCAUAUGAAUGCACUGAAUGGUGUGGGUAUGGUCUGAUACACAAAAAAGUAGUACUAAUGAAUUCGUCUGUAUAAGAAGUGUGCUGUCUUCAAUCUGAUUUUUAUUUUCUCUGAAAUAAUAGAGGGCUUUGAUACCGACUGAUCAUGGUGCAUUUUCUCCUUUUCUGCCUUAACUGUGGUGUAGAUACUUUUUCUUAGACUACCAUUACUGUACUGUUCUGAUGUGUUUGUGUGCAUGAUGGAGAAAGGUGUCUGUUGUGCUAGUGAAGAUAAAGUUUCUUGGCUGUGCAGAGCUUUGGUGUGAACCUAAAAUCUGUGAUUUUAUGUGUCAACAUGUAGCAACACUGUUACCUUUCACAUAUCUAAAAACAGUGAGCUCUGACAAAGUUGAAAAUCAGAUCGGUUUGAUCUAACACUGGUAUCUGACAAUCAGCCUUGUAAGUGAUACAAUAGAUGAAGAGUGAAAUUGCCAAGUCUUGAUGUUCAAGAAUGGAAUUGCCUCAGUUUAAGGUUUUUUGAUUCAAAUUUAAUUUUUUUCCAUCUCUGCAAACAAAACCCCAAACAGCCCAACUUCAACUCGACUUAGUUGAAGCAGUGUGUAGAAUGUAUCUUUCUGCCUGCAGCUAAAGAGUUUUUAGUGUAUUGUGUGGUAGGGGCAUCCCAUGUGACUUCUGUCAAUUACAAAACUAAGGCAUGUUGAUACUAGCUCAUAAGUCUCUUACGGAAUUAAAACUAUUACUACUGAAAACCUAGGUGGGGAUAAAGAAGUCUGCAAUUUUGUAAUACUACAAGGGUUCUGCUUGCUAUUAGUGAAAUAUUUUUAAAAUAAAUUCUGAAGUUACUUUUCUUACUUAAGUUACAACAUAAAUAUUCACUGGAAACCUUCCUGUCUAAGCUGUGGUUUGGUUGGACUUGAUUUAUGGAACUUAAAACCUGUGUUUGCAGGGUAUCAUUAUAUAACUGGACAAAAGUAUAGCUUUGUGAAGUCAGGGAAGCUGGUUGAAGACAGAAGUGAAAACAUUAAUUGUUUAGACUGAUUUACAUAAGACUUCAGCUUUUCAUUGUUAGCAGACAAAAUACAACAGUUGCAGGAAAAAGCAUCUUUGUCAAAGAUAGCAAGAAUGUUUUUUGCUCUUGAUAUACAGAAAAGCACAAAUAGCUUGGUUUUCUAUAUUUGAGCAGGAUCUUACUCAAGUAACUUGGCAUUACUAGUAUGUGACUUGCUUUUCAAGCGUCUUGAAUUUUGCAAUUGAUCUAGAUUGCCUGGUUUGUGCUUCUGAAGGAGAACUGUUUUCUUAUUGCUGAUUUUUGUGGCUGUAAACAAGUAAGCUAUUUUUCAUUCUUCUGAGAAGUGAAAGAGAACAAGGCUGGCUGUCUUUAGGAAGUACCUCUGUUGUGGGGCAGAUAGCCAGACACCCACUAUAGCAUGUGUAAAUCAACACUGAGCACACUUCCUCAGGGUGUAUCUUGACAGAGAUUACUCACAUACAUACUAAAAUAAAAUGGUAGCACUUUGUACAAUACCUUUCUAAAACAACUUUCAAGUGCUUGCUCACAGUCUUGAUGCUGCUACUAUGAAUACAUGAGCUGCCUAUGAAACUUUAUCACUUGCUGAAAUAAAAUCCAACAAGCCAAAGUCCAA